Molecule: messenger RNA, 1029 nt
Organism: Necator americanus (New World hookworm)
Lineage: Eukaryota; Metazoa; Nematoda; Chromadorea; Rhabditida; Ancylostomatidae
Exons: 8
Coding region: 1-1029 (342 amino acids)
Molecular function (GO): serine-type endopeptidase inhibitor activity
Source: RefSeq, a predicted model, not a curated record
AUGAUCUGGCCGGUCGCCGUUUUGUUGACAGUUGUCGCUGCGACAAGCGCAGAGUUACCCAAAGAGCUUGACGCAUUCCUUGAAGUUCUAUUCGACGUCAAAGAAUGUGAUUCAUUCCUUUCCGGCGACUACACCACAGUAGCCACCGUCGAUUGUGCACCGUACAAAUGUGAUUUUCCGCGUCAAGUAUGCAUGAGGCCAAACUCGAACUACCAAGAAGCAAGUGCAAAUGAAUGUCGGCCUGUUCCAAUGGAGUGUCUCGUUGCCGCAAAUGGAGGUAAGCCAGUUGGACCUCCGCAAGUGACGGGCAUCAGACCUCCAUUAGUGACAAUGCCUAUGGUUAUCAAUAAACCUAGAAAAGAGCACGUUGGCGGUGGGAAUAAGGGACAACCGAUGGUAAUAAAUCCAACGGAUAUCUGCCAGAUGGGUCCACCUGAUGGCAGAUUUUGCGGGUUCAAAGUUAUGUACACUUAUAACAAGGAGACUUUACAAUGUGAUGAGUUCUGGUUUCCUGGAUGCACGACAGCGGACACUAAUGCUAAUCUCUUCAGUGAUCUACAGUCUUGUCAGAAACUUGCCAACAUGUGCAACCAACUUACACCAGCUCCAUUUACCUUACCACCACCGCCGCCACCUUCGCCCACUACCACAUGGAGGCCACUCCCUCCACCACCACCACCGCCGCCACCACCUCCGCCACAGCCCGGUUUCGGAAUGUUGGGCGGUAAGCACAAACCACAGCAUCGAAUUGGUGGCGGCGGAGGAGGAGGACCUUUUGGCACAUUUCCUGGAUUGGGUAGCGCUCUUGGAGGACCCCAACCGACAGUUGCUCCUGCCGGUGGUGAUGGUGAAGAUCUUGGGCUUUUGGGUCUCAUUCAAAAAGGUCUGCAAAAUGCACAGGCUAUUCGGCAAGGGGGUCCACAGGGAAAGCAGGCUGCAGCUGCAGCCGCUGGUCAGAUCUUGCAACAAUUCACCGGCUUCGAUCUCAAUAACUUGGGUGGAAACUUCGGAAAUUUUUUCGGCAGAUGA